CUACCACUCAGGAGAGCAGCUGAAAGAAGAAAGGGGUGCCCAAACUCGGCCACACCGUCACAACCCUAGAAACGUGGAAGGGAGCUAAAUCAAAGGAACCUGUCAUGUUUGCCACAGCGGUGAGCCCCCAGAUGCCCUCCACUCCCAGCUGGCACAUCGAGCCCAAGUAUUCCACCCACGUGCUCACUGGGAACUGGGUGGAAGAAAGAAUGAAGUUCUCUAGAGCCACGGAGAAAACUCCCCAGAGCAUUUACAGAAAGGAGUAUGUCCCCUUUCCAGACCACAGACCGAAUGUAAUCUCCAGGUGGUACCCGAAAAGGAAAAUCGAGGGUCUCCCAUACAAACACUUGAUCACGCACCACCAGGAGCCAAUGGACCACUAUCUUAUCAGCACCUACGACGACCAUUACAACAGGCAUAACUAUAACCCUAGUCUGUCCCCACAGCGCACCUGGAAUCGACAAAAGUUGCUGUGGCUACCAGAGAAGACAGACCUUCCCCUUCUGGCUCCCCCUACCAACUAUGGACUGUGUGAGCAGCUCAAGCAGAGGUGUCAAGAACCCAAGGCUGGCCCCAGGGAGAGCACCUACACUUCAUCCUACCCCAGACCCCCGGUGUCUGCCAUGUCCUGCCGGGAGCAUGCCAUCCCAGUCCCUCCCCCUCGCCUACACCCUCUCCCACACUUCUGAGAGCCGGCACCCAACUCAGGCAGCACCAACUGGGGACCCAGCUCAUCGGACUCGACAAA
This is a messenger RNA of Echinops telfairi (small Madagascar hedgehog), 748 nucleotides long. RefSeq names its product cilia and flagella associated protein 107 (gene CFAP107). Lineage: Eukaryota; Metazoa; Chordata; Mammalia; Afrosoricida; Tenrecidae. The coding region runs from base 105 to 689 and encodes 194 amino acids. The record is from RefSeq and is a predicted model, not a curated record. The transcript is spliced from 4 exons.